Apus apus (common swift) is the source of this 3217-nucleotide messenger RNA. RefSeq names its product TraB domain containing 2A (gene TRABD2A). Gene Ontology annotation, cellular component: membrane. Gene Ontology annotation, biological process: negative regulation of Wnt signaling pathway. The record is from RefSeq and is a predicted model, not a curated record. Gene Ontology annotation, molecular function: metalloendopeptidase activity. Lineage: Eukaryota; Metazoa; Chordata; Aves; Apodiformes; Apodidae. The transcript is spliced from 7 exons. The coding region runs from base 239 to 1747 and encodes 502 amino acids.
GCUUUAGGAUUGGGCCGAGCGGCUGGAAAAAGAGAAAAAGGGAAAAAAGGGAGGACUACAAACCACAACGAAAAAGGCAAAAGAGGGGAAAUUUAAAAAAAAAAAAAAAGAAAUAAAAUUUAAAAAAAGGCGUGGAAGCAGGAGCAGUGGAAAAAAUAAAAUUAAAUUAGAAUAAGUAAACGAAAAAAAGGAAAAGUAAAGCCGUCCCCAGAUAGCGCCAAGCGUGGGAGCGAGCAGGAUGGUGCACCCCGGCUGGCUCUGCCUGCUGCAGGGCUCCCUCCUCCUGCUGGCCAGAGCGCGCCAGAGCCGCGGCCCCGCCGGCGCUUGCCCGCGCCGGGGGAAGCAAAGUGAGCUGAACUCCUUCCUGUGGACCAUCAAGAGAGAUCCCCCAUCUUACUUCUUUGGCACCAUCCAUGUCCCGUACACGCGUGUCUGGGAAUUCAUCCCAGAGAACUCCAAGAAGGCCUUCCAGCAGAGCCACAUUGUGUACUUUGAGCUGGACCUCACUGAUCCAUAUACCAUCUCAGCUCUUACCAGCUGCCAGCUCCUGCCACAGGGCGAAAACCUCCAGGAUGUUCUGCCUCGUGACAUCUACCGCCGGCUUAAGCGGCACCUGGAGUACGUCAAGCUCAUGAUGCCAUCCUGGAUGACCCCAGACCAGCGGGGCAAAGGGCUGUAUGCAGACUACCUCUUCAAUGCCAUUGCUGGCAACUGGGAGCGGAAGAGGCCAGUGUGGGUGAUGCUGAUGGUGAACUCUCUGACAGAGGUAGACAUCAAGUCACGAGGUGUGCCCGUCCUGGAUCUGUACCUGGCUCAGGAAGCAGAGCGCCUGAGGAAGCAAACGGGCGCUGUGGAGAAAGUGGAAGAGCAGUGCCACCCACUCAAUGGGCUGAACUUCUCCCAGGUGGUCUUUGCUUUGAAUCAGACUCUCUUGCAGCAGGAGAGCCUCCGAGCAGGCAGUUUCCAGAUCCCCUAUACGACAGAAGACCUUAUCAAGCAUUACAACUGUGGGGACCUCAGCUCCAUCAUCUUCAGUCACGACACUUCUCAAGUCCCAAAUUUCAUUAAUGCUACACUUCCAGCCCAUGAACGUGUUACUGCCCAAGAGAUAGACAGAUACUUCCGCCAGGAGCUCAUCUACAAGCGAAAUGAGCGGAUGGGCAGGAGGGUGAAGGACCUGCUUGAAGAGUACCCAGACAAGAGUUUCUUCUUUGCAUUUGGAGCUGGUCACUUCAUGGGCAACAGCACAGUGAUUGAUGUUUUGAGGAGAGAAGGGUACGAGGUAGAACACACUCCAGCUGGACAAGCCAUCAGCAACAGAAAACCCCCCAAAACCUUGCUAGCCUUUUCACCAUCAACACCAGCACACAGACCCUAUGUCACGUCCCAGGAGCUCCCACUGCCAUUGCACCCCCGGAAGGAGGAGGAGGAAGAGUUCCUGCCUCACCUGCUUUUCCCUGAUGGCAUCGAUGUUCUGGAGAAAGUAGACAGGAAGUACAAAAAGAAAAAGAAGAAGCAACAGAAGAAGCGACAGUUUAAUGACCUUUGGGUUCCCCUUGAAGAAAGUGCUACUGACCCUCCUCCCCGGAUCCGCAUCAUCAAUGGGUACAUCACAGUCCAGCCCCGGCCCCGAGGCCACGGGCGGUCCAGCCACACUCGUGCGAACACCAGCAGCGCUCACCAGCUUUCCUGCUCUCUCUUCCUUUCUCUGAUGAGUUUGACUUUGCAUAUGAUCAGGCUGCACUGAAACACAGGGGGAUCCAAGGCUCUCGCCUUGGAAAGGAAAAAAGAAACUUAUGUGAAAAAACAGAAGACUCUGAUUGUGACACCUGUUCUUCGGGGUGUUGCUAAACUGCCUCCUUUUCCUGAAUCUGGAUCAUUAACACUAUUAACUGGUUUGACCUGCCCAAUACAGGAGAAGAUAUUUUAAUGAAAGUGUUUUUUAUCCUUCUCUUGCAGAAGAAUGAUUUCAUGUUGUCCCAUAAUGCUUUGGGGAAAUUAUAAUGUUGCUAUAACAUAGCUGUUGUUUAGCUGUAUAAGCCCAACUAAAUUAAUUUUCUUUUCGCCUUCAGUGCCUUGCAAGAAGAUUUACACACCACUAACUGAUUUAUUAGAACAUAGUAUUUUGGUCAUAUGAGGACAGCUGGGAAAGCGAGGUUGGUAUUUCAUGUCUCUACUGGUAAUGCUUGUUAGGGCUCCAGAUUACAAAUGAAGGUUAAUGACACCACCUUCUACAGUAGAAUAAAACAGUAAAGGUUUGUGAACAGAAGGUUUCUGCUGUCAGUUUGGUGCUGUUUUGAGAUGGGUACACUCAAACCGCCAAUGGCUAGACAAGUCUCCUAAAAACAAAUGAAUGUACAUUUAAGAAAAAUAAUUGCCUGGGAAUGUUCACAAUCGUACUGUUGGAUGCUUCCAGAAUAAUAAAUUCUCAAUUUGAGAAUCCCAGGUACAGGUUUUCCCUCUUUUAAAAUCACAAAUGUAUUGGUUUUGUGUAGCUGGGUUCACUUUUGGUGAGAAAGGGCUUGCCUUCAUUCUUUCAACAUGCUGUAGACUGAUGGAUGUAAGAAUCUUGGAAGUGGUGAUGUACAGUUUUCUGUGUUUGCACAGGACAUCCUCUUGUGAUCACACUGACUAAUUUUGUGAGCAACAUAUCCCUCUCUCCUCUUAGGAGGGUGUCGUUGCCUGGGAAGGUUUCAUAAGAUUGAACCAUGGGAGGGCUUGGAGCCAAUGUGCUAAGUUUGGUAGAUUGGAAACACAGCAGUCACCUGCGCCAGUGAGACAAAAAACCUUCAGGUUUCCCUUCCUAUGCCUCCUUGGCUUUACACAGCAGCCAGGCUGGUGAUGUGCUCUCUCCCCUGCCCCUCUCUGAUUGAUCUUUCACUGUUGUAAACUGUCACAUUCCGUCUGAGAACAGAGCUAUUUUCCUUGGCUUGAAUAUGACCUGAAAGGAGCAAGUCAGGUGGGGGAUAGUUUAGCUGCUAUGAUUUCAUCCAAUUAUUUUGCCUCGGUUCCAAAACAAGAGAAGCUUGAUAGAAUUGCAACAGCUCGAGAAGCCAUCCUAAUGGCUUGGUCUAUUCAGGUAUGACCCUCCUCAGAGCCUCAGAGAGUCAGGAAAGCAAGCCUUCCCAUCAUGUGCCUGGAAGACUUCACUGUCCCUAUAUCUGCCCCUCCCAAGCAACUGAGGUGGCAUUUGUUGCCUUGCAGCUGAGAUUCAGUC